AUGGAGAAAAUUAGAAGCAUUAGUACUCUUCUUAUGCUUGUCUUCAUUUUGUUCUUAGCUUUUUCCAAUUAUGCAACAGCUUCUGAGGAACUUGAGUACGAGGGAGAGUUCAACUACGAGGUGGAUAGCGAAAGAGGACAGGAAGGAUGGGGAGGCUUGUGUAAUAGUGGAAGGAUGCAGUCUCCGAUCGAUCUAUCAAAUGAGAGAGUUGAAAUGGUUUCUCAUUUAGGGAUUGUUAAAAGGAAAUACAAGCCAUCCAAUGCUACCCUCAUUAAUAAAGGCCAUGACAUGCAGUUGAGUUGGAAAGGAGAUGCGGGAUCUAUUGAAAUAAAUGAAAUUGAAUAUGAACUUCAACAAUGUCAUUGGCACUCACCUUCUGAACAUACCUUUAACGGCAGAAGAUUUGAUCUUGAGGCUCACUUAGUUCAUAGGAGUAAGAGCGGAAAAUAUGCUGUUAUAAGCAUCAUUUAUAAACUUGGACAUGCCGAUUCUUUCUUAACUCAGUUGAAGGAAGACAUGAUAGACCUUCAAGACACACUAGAAAUAGAGAGAAUGGUGGGGAUUGUAGACCCGAGAAUGAUUGAGAUUGGAAGUCACAAAUAUUACCGUUAUCAUGGUUCACUCACUACUCCUCCAUGCAAUGAAACUGUUACUUGGACCGUGGUUAAUAAGGUAAUGACAGUUUCAAGAACACAACUAGAAGUGUUGCAGGAGGCCAUUCAUGAUGAAUCAGGGAGCAAUGCUAGGCCAUUACAAUCCCUAAAUGGACGUAUAGUUCAACUUUAUAUUCCUGGAGAUUAUUAA
Impatiens glandulifera is the source of this 804-nucleotide messenger RNA. RefSeq names its product alpha carbonic anhydrase 7-like. Gene Ontology annotation, molecular function: carbonate dehydratase activity; zinc ion binding. The record is from RefSeq and is a predicted model, not a curated record. NCBI's taxonomy places the organism in Eukaryota, Viridiplantae, Streptophyta, Magnoliopsida, Ericales, Balsaminaceae. The transcript has 5 exons. The coding region runs from base 1 to 804 and encodes 267 amino acids.